This is a messenger RNA of Cannabis sativa, 1776 nucleotides long. RefSeq lists its product as uncharacterized. Gene Ontology annotation, molecular function: cysteine-type peptidase activity. Bases 409 to 1569 code for a protein of 386 amino acids. NCBI's taxonomy places the organism in Eukaryota, Viridiplantae, Streptophyta, Magnoliopsida, Rosales, Cannabaceae. The transcript is spliced from 6 exons. Gene Ontology annotation, biological process: proteolysis. The record is from RefSeq and is a predicted model, not a curated record.
UCGAACCAGGCAUCAUCUGAAUUGGAGAGACGCGUGCGUGAGACAGAGGAACGCAACAGAAAGUUGGAGGAUAAAGUGGAUGAGCUCAUUCGUUUUAUUAGUUCCCAGCAUAGCAGCGUUGCAUCUGGUUCCGGUGUUGGAGGAGCAUCAACUGAACCACCGAACGUUGACAUUGCCUCCGAACCAGUAGCACGACCGUCGAGUGCUGCCAAUGUGUACUCUGCACCAGAUCCCAUAGUACAACCGUCAGGUGAUGCCAAUAUCUACUCUGCACCAGAUCCCAUAGCACAACCGUCGGGUACUGCUAAUGUCUACUCUCCAUCACCCCCGCGUUUUCGAGAGGAAAUUGCUCCAGCAGCAGCACCGCCACCUACUGGUGGUAGUUCGGAAGAGACCUUACCAUGUUGGAUGCACUGUCUGUUGGAGCCUAGUGGGAUGGUACUGAAGGUUGCUUCAGGCCACAUUGUGAAGGAGAAAUAUUUGAAAGAUGGAAAGUUUUCCAUUAACAUGGAAGAAUACCUACACAAAGAUUAUCGUCGGGUAUAUAUCGAAGAAGCCAAUAUGGAGAAUGCACUGCUCCCGUGUCCCUUAGUCGACGAUUCAUUGAUGACAGUAGGUCAAGCUGUAAAUGGUCAUGUGGCAUGGCCAAAAGACUAUCUUACAGCUGUUGGGAAAUAUUUGACACAACCACCCACCAAGAAACUUCAGAAGCAACCCGUGAAGAAAAGCUCUGAAGAUUUACUCGGUCCUCCAACACAGCCUCUAAAACACCCUGGGAGGCCGAGUAAGGCAAAAGUUAAUGCAAAGUAUGCCCAACCACGCCAAACUUCUUCCAUUAUUGCAUUUUGGAACUUCGUCAAAAGGUGGCCCAAGUCAUCCAUGCUCCAAUUCCAAGUCCAGAAUGAGCUAUUUGGGGUCGCAGAUGACUCUAUUUGGCUUGCUAAGAGUGACAUUCAAGAAUUGUGCACCAUGCAAUACUUGGGAGCCCAACAAAUAGGAGUUUGGUGCAAGUACCUUAAAGAAAGACUGGACAUGGGUGGGUUGAAUCGAGUCUAUGAAUUUUUGAAUCCGGGUGCGAUUGCCACCGAUGCAGGGGAUGAGAGUAAUCGUUGCCAAGCACUAGUCGCUCGAAUGACUAGGAUGACUAAUUCAGAGAAAUGGCUUAUUGCCCCAUAUAAUAAUAGGAAGAUGUUUCACUGGAUGCUUGUAGUCAUCCAGCCAAGUACGCAGACGGUGGCGUACUUGGAUUCAGGCAACGACGACAUCCCGGAUGAUUUGAACUUUAUUAUAUCCACAUCGUUCACAAUGUAUAACCGAAUGGUACGACGACCUGAUCGACCUACCCAGUGGAUGACUCCUAUUUGUCCUCAACAACCCGAUGACAAACAGUGUGGAUACUACGUCAUGAAAUUCAUUGAAAGUUUCAUGGUCGUAGAAGAUCCAAUACAAUUGUUGACCCGACAAGAUAGGUUCUCCACUCCGUACACUAAUGAUGAGAUAAAUAUUAUGCGUGAUCGGUGGAUUCAUUAUGUGAAAGCGGAAGCGGAGCGACAACAGUUACCGUGUUAGAUAGUGUGUAUACAUAUACAUAUUUAGAUGAUAUUAAUUAGCGUUAGUUCAAUUAUUGUGACUAUACAAAAUUUUAAAUAUAUUUAGACGUUAGUUUAAUUGUUGUCACUAUGCAGAUUUUUACAAAAUUUAAAAAUUAAUGCAGGGAAAAAAAUUGCAGAAAAUUUGUUUUUUUUUCCUAUUUUUCAAAUGUACCGACCGAAAAAA